This is a messenger RNA of Phalacrocorax carbo (great cormorant), 1222 nucleotides long. The record is from RefSeq and is a predicted model, not a curated record. Lineage: Eukaryota; Metazoa; Chordata; Aves; Suliformes; Phalacrocoracidae.
CAGGUAAAAUACCUGGAAAAGCCAGUUUGCUUCUCAACUUAGCUGAAAUAUAUGGGCGGCAAAAUAGGAUAUAUAUGACAUAUAUAUGAGGACAUCCCACUUCGUGGCUGCCUCGACCUGUAAGAUUCACUGUCUCAAUGGAAUUGGCACCAGCCUGGGCCCCGGCAGUGGGUUUCACACUCCUGCCCCAUGCAGGAGGACUUUUAGGAAGCAAGAUAACCAAAAAGGAAAUCUCAGUGUGGUAUGAAUCUCUGCAGAAGCCAUCCUGGUGUCCACCUAACUGGGUGUUUGCUCCUGUUUGGGGAACUCUCUAUACAUCUAUGGGAUAUGGCUCCUACCUGGUAUGGAAGGAACUGGGGGGCUUCAAUGAAAAGUCAGUGGUUCCUCUGGGUCUGUACGCAGGGCAGCUGGCAUUAAACUGGGCAUGGACUCCAAUAUUUUUUGGAGCUCACAAGAUGGGAUGGGGGUUGGUGACUCUCCUGCUCACGACUGGUACAGCAGCAGCGACAACUGCUUCCUGGUAUAACAUCAACAAAACAGCAGCUUAUUUGAUGGCUCCUUAUUUAGCUUGGCUAACCAUGGCUUCUGCACUUAAUUACCGUAUCUGGAACGACAACCGCAACAAGAAGCAAUCUGAAUAAACUUUUUUUUCAGCCAAAAAGAUUUUUUUUCACAAGAAUUUUCUAAAUAAAGUUAUGGCCUUAUUUUAUUUGUAGCUGAACUACUUAUACCAGUAGUUUGCUAUUACAAGUUAAUAAAACAGGACUUGCUUAAAACAAAUGUCUUUAGGCAAGUCACAAAGGGGUGUAUGCCUGAAUUUUACAGCAAACUAAAAGACAGUGCUGAUUGAAAAGUACUAAUUUCCUAUGCUAUAGAAUUACAUUUUGUAUGACAACAGCAUUUUAACUAUUACCAGAAACACACGUGAACUACAACUUCAUUAUGUUCAGAGGUAAAAAUCUGGCCAUAUAUUAACACAGCUUCCAGAAAACUGCUCCUAACAGUGACAGGCAUCCUUGUAGCCUGAAUCUUUCAUGUUUACCACUAGACAUGGCGCUUUAAUGCUAUGAUGUGUCCCACUACAGCUGCCAGAUAUUUAUCUUCUGGUCAUUGUAUUCUGGAAACGUUUAAGGCAACGUUUUUUUCACAAUUUGUGCCUUCCCACUUUGAAGCAUUGUACAAUCUAGCAUCAGCUAAAUGCAUUAAACUACAUGUAAACUUA